Marchantia polymorpha subsp. ruderalis is the source of this 330-nucleotide messenger RNA. The record is from the annotation of a GenBank genome assembly. NCBI's taxonomy places the organism in Eukaryota, Viridiplantae, Streptophyta, Marchantiopsida, Marchantiales, Marchantiaceae.
AUGGGCUUAGUAAGGUUGAGAUUGGCCCGGUUUGGGCGCCGGAAUUUGCCGUUCUAUCGAAUCACUGCAGCCGAUUCUCGAGCUCCUCGUGAUGGCAAGCACUUAGAGGUGGUUGGGCAUUAUAACCCCAUGCCUGGUAAAGAUGGGCUCAAGCGCAUUGGAAUCAACACAGAGAGGAUCAAAUAUUGGCUUUCAGUUGGAGCUCAACCCUCCGAUCCUGUAGCGAGAUUGCUCCAUCUUGUGGGACUCAUGCCUAAACCCCCCGCUUCUUUUGUGGUCAGAAAGGGCCUUCCUCCUAAGAAGCAACCAACAGCAGCGGCUGCUGAAUAG